Molecule: messenger RNA, 2706 nt
Organism: Argiope bruennichi
Lineage: Eukaryota; Metazoa; Arthropoda; Arachnida; Araneae; Araneidae
Product: vacuole membrane protein 1-like
Exons: 12
Coding region: 294-1751 (485 amino acids)
Source: RefSeq, a predicted model, not a curated record
UAAUAUUGUUUACAUUUGAAAACUAAUGGAGUUUUCGAGUUUAAUUAGUACAGUCUUUUUCUUUUUUAGUUGAAAUUAUUAUUGUGAUGUGAGUGAUUAUUGUUUUAUAAUUUGUUUGCUUCGUGAGUUGCCCUGUUCUGAAAUGGAGAUUAAUCUGAAAAACAAAUCGAUAAUUAUUGAAUUUCCAAGAUCAUAUUUGAAUCAGCAAAAGAAUCGCUCCAAAGAAACCAAAAUUUAAGUUCUUUGUGUAGAAUAUCAUCAAUCUGAAUACGCAGUUUCUUAAUUUAGAUGCAAUGGAAAGUACAAGUGGACGUCCUAAAAUGAAUGUUCCUGCAUCUAAGCCCAGCAAAACAAAGCAGAAGUAUAUAACACGGGAUUAUAAAGGAAUGUCCAAAGACGAUUUACGUCAAGAACUGCGGAAACGAGGGAUAAAAAUAAGUGGGAAAAAAAUUGAUUUGGUGAAACGUUUAGAAAAGUUUGAUAAGCAGAAGAUGUCUGAAGGAACUGAUAUGAAUCUGAAAGCUAGAAAGUCAUAUGAGAAUCUUGCAACAAAUGGUGGAAUUGAAAAUGCAUUUUCUAUGCAGUAUGACACUAGCUCUCUCUCCACUCAGACCAAACAAUGGAUAGCGAGUCGAGAAGAUAGAAAAAAUUUAGUCUUGUGGAAGAGACCUUUUACCACUUUACAGUAUUUUGUAAAAGAAUUAUUUCUAGAUUUUUACGAAUAUGGAACACAGCUUCUAAAGCACCAAAAGCUUGUUUUAACUAGUCUACUUGUCAUUGCCAUUAGUGUAAUUUUUUAUCAUUUUGAAGGCCCUCAUCAAAAGUAUGUUGUUCGUGUAGAGAAAGAAAUUUUAAGAUGUGCCUACUGGAUAGGCCUUGGUGUUUUGUCUUCAGUAGGAUUAGGUACUGGUCUUCAUACAUUUGUGCUUUACUUAGGCCCCCACAUAGCAGCUGUUACUUUAGCAGCUUAUGAAUGCAACAGUCUCGAUUUCCCUCAGCCUCCUUAUCCUGAUGAAAUCAUUUGUCCAGAAGGCGAUUCUAGCAAUAAUAUAAUAUCAAUUUUAGCCAUCAUGAGCAAAGUGAGGUUAGAAGCAUUUAUGUGGGGUCUUGGUACUGCCCUUGGUGAAUUACCUCCUUAUUUCAUGGCAAAAGCAGCAAGACUAUCUGGUCAAGACCCUGAUGAUGAAGAUUUUGAAGAGCUGUUGCAACUGAAGAGAAAUAAACCAGGAGAACAAUCAUUCUAUGACAGAGCCAAAUUGACUAUACAGAAUCUCGUUGAACGAGUUGGUUUUUUUGGUAUUCUGGCAUGUGCAUCCAUUCCAAACCCUUUGUUUGACUUGGCUGGCAUCACCUGUGGCCAUUUCUUAGUUCCUUUCUGGACGUUUUUUGGAGCCACUCUCAUAGGAAAAGCCAUUAUAAAAAUGCAUAUUCAAAAGCUUUUCGUGAUUGUUGCUUUCAAUGAGCGCCAAGUUCAUGACCUGGUCCUCAAAAUGAAAUACAUACCAUAUGUUGGGAAAUAUCUCCAGUACCCCUUGGAGGAAUUUUUGGCUAAGCAAAAGGCUAACUUACAUCGAAAACCUGGAACACCUGGAGUAUCAGAAGGCACUUGGAUCGCAUGGAUAUUUGAGAAAUUUGUCAUCUUAAUGAUUUUAUAUUAUGUGCUGUCAAUCGUGAAUUCCAUGGCCCAGAGCCACCACAAGCGUCUGUGGAAGCGGCAACACAGAUCGGUCCCUAAAGUGGCCACGGACUGAAGCUUGCUCUUUCAUUUCCACGCAGGGUGUCACUGCCUGCAAACUGACCAAAACUGUGGGAUAUGUGUUCUGCAUAGAUUUUAUAAUGGCUACCUAUAUUUUUCCUAACUUAUCAUUUUAUAAUUUUCAGCUGUCAAGACUCAAGUAGAUGAAAUUCAUGUAAUUCAGAGGACUAACUUAUAGUAGAUGAAACAUGUGUUGUCUCCAUUCUAGAGUACUGGUUUAUAAUGAAUAUUUGUAAAUACCUUUGUUACAGUGGAUCGAGAUGAGAUUUUGUGAUAAUUCUGUUCAUUGCUAUGUAAGAGUUAUUUAUUUGAGAAAAUUUUCUCUUUGUUUAUUUUUUUACAAGGGCUGUAAGUAAGGCAUUGAACAAAUCUUGGACAGAUGAAUAUAUCAAAGAUUAAAGAAGCAUUUGUUUGAUUUUUACAUUUGCAGAUUAAUAUAUAUCGGGUAUUUUGAGUGUUGCAGAACAGUAUUUAGUAUUUAUCAAUGAUUGGUGGCUGUUUUCAAAUGCAGUGCAUUGACAAACCAUUUCCUUUUGUACUUGAUAUUCUUGUUGAGAAAUUUUAUGACUUCUUUUAGCAUGAUUUGAAACAUUUAAUAAUUUUAUUACCAAUGUUUUUCUAAUUUUGCAUUAAUACUUUUGUGAUAUUGCAUCUUAUACAAUCAAGUGCACGUCGCCUGUAAGUUUUCAUACAUUUUGGAACGAAAAAAAAAAAAAAUGAUUCUUUUUACUUGCUUCUAUGAAUCUAUUGCACUAUUUUCAAAUAUUAAAACUGGUACAAUUUCGGAUAUUGUUAUUGCAACCCAUUUUAAUGAUGAGAAAUGUUUAAAUGAUCUUGUUCUUUUUGCAGUUUAAUGUUACAGUAUUUUCUCUAGAAGUAAUUGUGCAAGAAAUUAUGCUCAGUUUUCUAGAAAAUAUAUUGUUCUCCAUCUUAUUUAUUUGUAUUUGAAA